GCAAAAGUGACACAGGGACCGAAACGUGUGUGUGCGCCCGGCUGUCUGCUGCAAAGUGGCGGCAGCGUGUACCGUGCUACUUGGGACUUGGGAUACUUUGGGGGGUUAUUUCUUUAUUUGUUCAAAACUUUGUCCUUAUCUCUAUUCAUUGAGGCCUACCUAGCCAAACCCACGGACGGCCUCCAGUAGCAGCAUCGCUGGUGACGGACUGUACAGAAACACUAAUCACGUCUUUCUAUUGGUUAAGUGCUAGAGAUGCGGUGCGCUCAUUGGCUGCUACUGCUUGUCACUCAUUUGACGCACAAGUGGGGGUUUCAACAUUUCUUCUGUAAUUGAUUUAAGGGGAUCAAUUGUAGAAUUAAAUGCUUUACAUUAGAAAGUUUGCGUAAUCUCAUAGAUUUAGCAGGAGGUCCCUGCCUUCUCGUCUCUGGUUUCCGAGGGCGGUAAAUGGUUGGGUUUUCUUAGCAUUUCGUUUUUCCUGUUGACGGUGUUGCAGUGGACAGGAGGUCAUGAGUACCUCUAGGAGAGCUCCAGUGGAGAAUAACCUCACCUGUCCGUCACUUCGCCGGGACUCUGCCACCUCUCACACUCCCAGCCUACCACCAUGACUUCAGAUCAGGAUGCUGCAGUGAAGUUGGCAAAGGAGCGGGCAGAGAUUGUGGCCAAAUAUGAGAAGGGAAAGGAGGGAGCAACAGUGGAGCCGUGGGAGGAUGCAAACUUUCACCUGUACAAAGUCAUCGACCGCUUCGGCUUCCUGCAUGAGAAUGAACUGCCAUCACAUGACUCGGUGGAGGAGAAGCACAAGCACCAGGAACUGGAGAGGAUCACAAAAUGGCUGAAGAUGUUAAAGGGCUGGGACAAGUACAAGAACAGCGAUAAGGUGGUGCGGCGGGUCUAUAAGGGCGUUCCUCUGCAGCUGCGUGGAGAAGUCUGGGCCCUGCUGCUCGACAUUCCUAAGAUCAAGGAGGAGAAGAAAGACUUCUACGAGAAACUGAAGCUCAGGGCACUUGGUAUGUCCCCUGACAUCCGACAGAUAGACCUGGACGUGAACCGCACCUACAGAGACCACAUCAUGUUCAUGCAUCGCUACGACGUCAAGCAACAAGCACUGUUUCACGUCCUCACAGCCUACUCAAUUUACAAUACGGAGGUUGGCUACUGCCAGGGAAUGAGUCAGAUCACUGCUCUACUGCUGAUGUAUAUGAAUGAGGAGGAUGCAUUCUGGGCUCUGGUCAAACUGCUGUCAGGACAGAGGCACUCUAUGCAUGGGUUCUUUGUGCCUGGAUUUCCCAAGCUCAUGAGAUUCCAGGAGCACCAUGACCGAAUCCUGAAGAAGAUGAUGCCUAAACUCAAACAGCACCUGGACACCCAGGAGGUGCACACGAGUCUCUACACCAUGAAGUGGUUCUUUCAGUGCUUCCUGGAUCGAACUCCAUUCACACUAACCCUGCGGAUCUGGGACAUUUAUAUCCUGGAGGGAGAGAGAGUGCUGACCGCCAUGUCCUACACAGUCCUCAAGCUUCACAAGAAGCACCUGAUGAAGCUGUCUAUGGAGGAGCUGGUUGAGUUCCUUCAGGUGUCCCUGAAUAAGGACUUCUUCUUUGAGGACGACUUUGUGAUCGAACAGCUGCAGAACUCCAUGUCCGAGCUCCGCAGGGCUAAACUAGAGCUACCUCCCCCAGGUAAAGAGGAGGAGUUACCCAAGAAGCCUCUGGGACAGCUUCCUCCCGAACCGCUGACCAAUCACAUGGCUAACGGUCAGACGCCAGGUGGACAGGCAGUGGAUGGACCGGCCUCACGCGGGCCCAGCCCAGCCAAUAAGAGCGUUAGUUUAGCAGUAGGGGUGGGGCCGGCUCCAGGCCCCUCCCCCGAGCGUCCAAAAGACAGCCGGCCCCCGAGUCGGACACGGCGGGACUCUCUGGACAAGCUCCUGCGCCUCGCCAAAGUUGGCAGCGGUGACCGCAGUGGGGGGCGGAACCGCGGUUCCGGCGGCAGCAGCGACACAGAGUCCCGAAAGCACCAGCCCUCCGAGAGGGGUCCGUCCCCGGUCCCCACACCUCCGAACGGCACCAGCACCCCUGACUGGGGACCCCACAAACCCUCAGGGGGGCCUCAGGGGCAACAGCAGCACCACGCGGCCGCCAACCACAACUCCAACGCCGGGUCCAGCAAUCGCCCCGACCGGCCCUUCACCCCGCGCUGGGUCAAGCCCUCCGAGACCAAGCUGGAGGCGGCUAAAGCGGCGGCCAAGCGCGAGAGUCAGCAGAGUCGCACCGCCUCGCCCUUGCCCCCACUCACGCCGACGACGCCCUCUGACCCCGGCCAGCAGGGGCAGGGUUCGGGGCGGCGGCCGCGCUCUCACGGCUUCACGCAGGGCUCCAACCGCGCGUCCAACGCCUCGCAGUACGACAACGUCCCCGGCCCCGACGGGCUCCCCGUCAUGGAGGUGCUGGAACUGGAGCACCCCCCCUCGCGGCCUCCCUCACGGCCCACCUUCGUCAACCCUCCGCCGGCAUCCCUGCACCAGAGUAGUCCAACGAGGCCCCCUAGUGGUGGCUUUAGCAGCAGCAGCAGCGCUCCCGCGCGCCAGCCCAAGCAAAACAUGGCCACCCCACUGCACAUGCCCAACUCCCGAGUGGCGCACCAGUCCCCGCACUACUACCCCCCGGCCACUAGUGGUCAGCACUCUCCGGCACGCACCACCAUGGUGCUGCCGUUCGCACCCUGCGGCGUGGACGCCCGGCCCCCCGGGGAGAGGCACAACUACGGGCUCAGCUACGGCGAGCGGGGCUACGCCACCACCCAGCGGCAGCCUCGCAACGCCGGCCUCACUUCCCCCGAGAAGGCGCUGAUGAACAACACCUACGCCACCUACCGCCGCCAACCUAACCCCUCCCCACUUCGCCACCAGCACCCUCCCCUCUCCGUGGCCCCCCUCGACCUGAGCACCCAGCUGGACAGUAGCGGUGGUAGUGGCGGGCAUUUCGGUGGACAUUACCUGCCACAGCGCCAUCCCGCAACUUUCCAGCCUAUGGACUACCAGCCCCGAGGCCCCUACGAGGCCCGGAGGAGGGAGCUGGAUGACGGCGCCUCGUACCCAGCUGAGGUGAGGGGCGGCUGGGGAGGCCGGGAGGGCGAGGUGCCCCGUUCCCCCGGGGGCAUGCCUCGAUCGCCCAGCUUCCAGAAGGCGCAGAUGACCCCCGUAGAGGAGUUCAUCUUCCCCCCGCCGGGCACGGACGCUGUGCUAGGGAGCGUCUACAGGGGGGGCUACCACCACCCCCAUUCCCACCACCAAGAGCAGCUGCCGCAGGGCGCCGCCAGGCAACAGCUCCCCCAUCUGUUCGGAGGUGGACACUACAGCCACGCGCAAGAGGCCUUUGCCAUGCAGGAGUCCAUGUUGCUGUGAGGGCUACAGAGAGAAGGGGAUAGAGGACAGCGGGAGGGGAGGAAGAAGAGAGGAAAGAAAGGAGAGGAGAGAGAGAAAGAGAGAAGAAGAUUGUUGACACUUAAAGUGCGGAGUGAGAGAAAGCAAUAGAGUUAUGUCAAAGCAGAGGCCAGGUGUUUUUGUUGUACUGUUUUGUGGUUUGUUUGUUUGUUUGUUUUGAUGUUUUUGUUUGUUUAUUGGGUUUUUAUUUUCUGUGUGACAGACUGACUGUAAUCCCUUCAGGAGCCGUGUGGUGGCAGAGGUCUGUAGCCUCAGGCAUUUUUACUGAUAAACUCACGUUUUGCGAGGAGAAAUAUCUGACUGACUGAAAAGAUGUCUUUUUUUUUUUGUUGUUGUUGAAAUAAUCAUUAACAAAGAAUGUUAGCUAUCAAUCUUUUGAGAUUUAAAAAAUGUACAGUGAAUCUUUUUGUUUGUUUGUUUAUAUGCCUGAGUUAUUUAAACGACUUCGUAGAUAUUGGGGGAGACUUCUCCUGGAAAGAAAAAAAAAACUCAGUGUUGGUUUUCUUUGGUCCAUCUUUAUUUUUUUAAAUGAGUUAGAUUCCUGAUACACAUUACCCUAGAGGUCAGUUUAUUCUAUUCUACUUGUGAAUAUCAUAUUUUUGGAGAGACACUUUAAGAGAAUAUAUGUUUGCAUUUAUAAAAGUCAUUGAAAGCAGUGAAGGAGACGUCACUGUGUAUAUUUCAUUUCCCAAGCACCUCCACAGGACGCGUCCUUUCCUUUUCCAAGUGAGGGAUUGGUUCUUGUUGUUGUUGUUGUUAUUGUUAUUGUUGUUAUUGUUGUUGUUCAAUAUGAUGAAUGCAGUAUAUGAAUAUAUUUUAUCUCCCCAGUGGGAGCUCAGCGCCAUCGUGUCUCCACUCCAACCCCCAUUUCAAAACACACACACACACACACACACACACACACAUACAUACACACAAAGGCUCACGCACACACACACACACACACACACACACACACACACACACACACACACUCCAUCCCAGGGGUCAAUCCUAGUUUAGCUUCAUUCCAGGCCUGAUCCCAGUCACUCCAGCAUUCCUUUGGGAGCAGGAUUUUCAUUUUGGAAACAGAACAGUUCUGUUGCUUUUCGCUGACCAAAGGGAGGUGUGUGUUUUUAUGUUUUUGCUCUCGGACCUGGAUUGUCCUGUGUCUGGGCAACACACACACAGACACACACACACAGUGUGUGAAGUGAAUGAUUUAUUGAGUGAUGCUUUUCUUCGGUGUGUGUUAAACACAGGAUGAAUGAAACACUGUACUUUUUGUAAUUUUUCAACACGGUCAUACAAAUUUCCCCCUCUCUUAUUCUCUCUCUCUCUCUCUCUCUCUUUAACACACACACACACAAACACAUAGUGUAUUGCUAGUUCAAGCUGAGCUAUAGGAGCUCUAAAGCUUCAUUUGCCCGUAAAUAAACAGUAAUAUCUUCAGUUGGACACACACAUAUAUAUAUAGAUAGACAUAUCCCUGUUUGUGCGUGUGUGUGUGUGUGUCUAUGAAUCACACGCACACACAUAUACACACAUAUAUAUAUAUAUAUAUGAGAGAGAGAGAGAGAGAGAGAUUGAUAUUUAUACACACACACACACACACACACAUAUGUGCGCAGAGAGAGAGGGAGAGAUUUGUAUGACAGUGUUGAAUGAGAGUUUUACUACUUCAUACGUUAGGUCAUUUAAUUCCAUAUAUACAUACAGGCACACAUUUAAAAACCAGCUCAUUCCAAAUCACUCACACAUAAUUGCGCGCACACCCACACACUCCUAUGGAUGUAUCCUUUAAUUUCAGCCCCUACAGGUUCUUAAUGGUGUACACAUUUUAUAUUGAUGCAAUGCUUUCUUUUCUUCAGUCAGUAUAAUUACCAUAUUACAUUCAGAGCCAUUUGCAUUUUGUGUUAAAUUACUAAAAAUGAAGAGGUUAUUGGAUCAUAACUGAGACAAUGUUCUCUUUCUCUAAUAAACACUGCCUGGGGCAAAAACUAU
Clupea harengus (Atlantic herring) is the source of this 5428-nucleotide messenger RNA. It is a transcript of the gene usp6nl, whose product is annotated as USP6 N-terminal like. Gene Ontology annotation, molecular function: small GTPase binding; GTPase activator activity. Gene Ontology annotation, biological process: regulation of GTPase activity. The record is from RefSeq and is a predicted model, not a curated record. NCBI's taxonomy places the organism in Eukaryota, Metazoa, Chordata, Actinopteri, Clupeiformes, Clupeidae.